GCGCUACCCCGUCUCCAGGCGCCAUGGCCAGAUCCCUCCAGUCCCCCGUUCCGGCCCGCGCUGAGUGCCAGGGGCGGCCGGGGGCGCCGUUGGGGGGUUCUCCAGUGGGAGGAACGGGUUCUGUGAGGUCAGCGCGCCGCGACCCGGGUCACAAUGCUGCCCUCCUCGACGCCCGGGUCCGGGCACGCCGCAGAGACCUGCCCGGCUCCGCCUGGACCGGAGCGUUCUCCCGCGGCCAGGGCUCGGGCAGCUGCUUCCAGCCUGGGACCGGUCUCAGCCUCCGGGAGAGCGCCCCGGGGCCUGGACAUGAGCGCCCAGGAGCCACCGCAGGGUCGGAGAUUCCCCAUUGAGGCCGGAGACUCCCGUGGCCCUGCCGCCUCCCCCGAGUCCCAGGACAGCCCGGAGGCGGCGACGGAGCACAACCCGGUCAGGCCGCUUCGUCGCUGCCCCGGAUGCCACUGCCUGACGCUGCUGCACGUGCCCAUCGAUGUCUACCUGGCCAUGGGCGGGAGCCCCCGGGCCCGCGCCACGUGAGUGCGCCUGCUCCCUGCGGCUCCGCGGGAGCUGGGCGGGAACGAGGCCCCCCGCGGGCCACCACGGUGAGGUCGCAUGCGCCGAGCACGAGACAAUGAUGCACAUUUUAAAAUAAAUGAUGCACAUUUUAAUAAAGCACAGCAUAAACUGUUCUUUCCA
Molecule: messenger RNA, 693 nt
Organism: Piliocolobus tephrosceles (Ugandan red Colobus)
Lineage: Eukaryota; Metazoa; Chordata; Mammalia; Primates; Cercopithecidae
Gene: FAM229A
Product: family with sequence similarity 229 member A
Exons: 3
Coding region: 154-534 (126 amino acids)
Source: RefSeq, a predicted model, not a curated record